Helicoverpa armigera (cotton bollworm) is the source of this 2774-nucleotide messenger RNA. Its product is annotated as protein FRA10AC1 homolog. The transcript has 2 exons. Gene Ontology annotation, biological process: regulation of transcription by RNA polymerase II. Lineage: Eukaryota; Metazoa; Arthropoda; Insecta; Lepidoptera; Noctuidae. The record is from RefSeq and is a predicted model, not a curated record. Bases 181 to 1158 code for a protein of 325 amino acids. Gene Ontology annotation, molecular function: RNA polymerase II cis-regulatory region sequence-specific DNA binding; DNA-binding transcription factor activity, RNA polymerase II-specific.
CAAGAUAUCUAGUCAUAGAGUAAAAAUGCACUGGCAAAGCAUAAACUAAACUUCGUGAAAGAGGGAGAAGUGAGAAGUGCAUAAUAUUUUUAGAUGUAGAAAUCAAAGGUGUCAUCUGAAUAAUUAACUCUAAAAUAAUACUGAUCGUGUACAUAUAAGGUUAGAGUAGUGCGAUCUAAUAUGCAGAACAACCCCCAGGAGCUUUCAUGGCAGGCGAUUCAGGCUAUCGUCGGGGUUAAACUUCCACCCAAUGUACUACGAUUUGACGAUAUUGGAUUCCACUUAGUUAAUAACACUGUUUCGAGUGCAGAAGACUCGGAUUCAGAUGUAGAAAUAGUCGAAAAUGGUUGGGAGUCUGAUAAUAAUGUGUCCUCCAGACCCGACCAUUCCGACAACGAAAAAAAUACGUCACCAGAUAGGGAACAGAGCGAGUCUCCCGUUUUGCGUCUUGUAGAACCCGAAAACAAUAAUUCGGGCAAAGAAUCGUUAGAUUACAGAGAAUAUGUCGAAAAAAAUGAUACAAAAGAUAUUUCACCCAAGGAACGUAUGACACAAAUCCAAAUCGACGAUGCUGAUAGUUCUAACGGUAAUGUUAUGUCGAUCGAAAACUAUUUGGAGGUCACUUUAUCAACUGACUCUGAGGCUAGUCAUACCUGCAAUCAAUGUAACCAAAUAUUCUCAAAUGAGAAUUCACUUGCCUCACAUAAAUGUAGUGCAAAACCCACCGAAGAAAAAAAGUACCCUUGUCAUGUGUGCUCUGAAAAGUUUCCAAGCUACUGGGAUCUAAGGAAACAUCUUAGUAACCAUUUUCCCGGUAUGUUGGAAUCUAAGUCAAGCUUUUGUCACCUUUGUCAAAAAGACUAUACGAAAACUGGAUUUAUGAAUCAUUUACGCAAACACACGGGAGAAAGGCCAUUUGUUUGUGAACUUUGUCACAAAGCUUUCUCUCAAUCAAGUUCACUUUCAAUUCACAUGAAAUUCCAUCUGAAUGUGCGGAAGCACGCUUGUACAGUAUGUGAGAAGAAAUUUGUAACCAAAAGUGAGCUGUCCCGUCACAUGACAGUGCACACUAAGCAGAAAUCUUACUAUUGUGGAGUUUGCGACAAAGCUUUUACUCGCUCUGAUAAUAUGAAGAAACAUGAGAAAACUCAUGGGUAAAAGUUUAUACGACAGAACUGAAUGAGAAUAAGGAACUGUGAACAAUGUCAUAAUAUAACAUGCAAAUCAAUUAUGCAUGUAUCCUAAUAUCAAAAUUUUCAAGUUAAUAAUGUCUGGUCAAUGCUGUUGCCAAAUGCAGUGUGCUAUCAUCACACUUUCAAAAUGCUAUGAUUUCUGAUUCUCUUAUUGCCAAAAAAUUAGUUAUAUGUUUGUUAAGAAUAGAACUUUUACAUUGUUUAUGCUAAAUUUAAACCUAUCAUGAUCUAGUUCAUAUUUUAGUCAUUAUGGUGUGUUUCUGUGUUUAUGCGAGUGUGUAUAUACACUCAUGUGUGCUGCUGUAAUUGCUUUCAAGAUUUUUUAUUUAUAUUAUUUUCAAUUGUAUGUAUGGGUUAAUUUUAGUGUAGUAGUAAAUGUCUUUGCAGGUGCUUUACAAUAAGGUCACACAUAUCUCAAUCCAAUGUUGCCUUUUAGAUAUGAUAAAGUGAUAUUUUAAUAUGUGGAUGUUUAUGUAGGAGGAAUGUCCAAAGGUCAGAUAUCCUUAUUGUAAUGUUUACAUUAGAUAAAGGGAAACAUGUGUGUUAUUCAAUUUGGGGCUUUUCCAAAAUAUGUUACAAAUAUAUUUUUGUAAACCUUUACUAUGGGGUACCAAACUACCAGUUAAAAGUUAACUUUUGCCAAAUUUUAGAUAAGUAUUUCAAGUGAUUUUAUUACUGUACUGUGUUGUAACCAAAGCAAUAACAUUUUAAUGUGCCUAUUCUUUAUAAUAAUUAUUAUAAAUAUGAGUAUACCAAAUAAUUUAAUUAUUAGUGUUAAUAGAUAUAAUAAAUUAAAAUCAGUGGUAAAUAGUUCAUAAUUGCCACUUUUCCAGAUGGAUGAAUAUAGGAACUCACAAUAUUUUUCCCUCUUUAUGGUCUCCUCAUUUCUUAGUUAAGACAAUGAACAACUAUGAUACAUAAUUUAAGUUAAAUUAAUAGAAGUCUUUAUGAAACAUCACAAAGUUUCCACAGUGAACAUAUUUAUUUGUAGAUGCUAUGAAUCAUUAGUAAAUUAGCAUACUAUUUUAGGCAAGGGUAUAUUUCCCUGAGCUAUAAGACUUUAGACCAAAAAGAAUGUAACCAAAAUAAGAAAAACAAAUCCAAAGAUAAUUAAUUAUUGUCAUAUUUUCUAAUCGGCUAACAACCAAAGGCUUAAAAUUAACUUAUUUUGUGUCAUUUGAAUUUCAUGUACUGGUUGUAAUUGAAUGCCUUAAUAUAUUGUCUAGAUUUUUAAAUCUAAAAUAGACAAUAAUAAUAUUUUAAUAUAUUUAUUAAAUUUAAUAUUUUAGGUUUUUACUUUGCAUGACUUGUUUGUAGGUUUAAGGAAUCGAUAUUGAGCCAAAUGAAAUAAAACGCAAAAUCUACAAGACUGACGAUAAUAUUCAGAGUAGGUAUUAACUCGUGCACAAAAACAAUUAUUUAUUCAAACUGUUUAUUGCAAUUUUCUAUUUAUCAAAAAAUGCACCUUGUUAAAACUCAUCAUGACAAUUAGAUUAAGAUCCGUUUGAUAUAUGAAUUAAAUAUUUUAUGGAAAUGUGUAAUAAUAAUUGCGAUUUUAUUAAAGAGUUGUUUGUUGCAAAA